Salmo salar (Atlantic salmon) is the source of this 983-nucleotide messenger RNA. It is a transcript of the gene zfand5b, whose product is annotated as zinc finger, AN1-type domain 5b. NCBI's taxonomy places the organism in Eukaryota, Metazoa, Chordata, Actinopteri, Salmoniformes, Salmonidae. The record is from RefSeq and is marked provisional. Gene Ontology annotation, molecular function: zinc ion binding; DNA binding.
CCUUAGUAUCUCAGGAAGGGGAACGGAGAGUCUGCCAGGACUUUUGGUACAGCGAACGACUAACUAACGUUACAGAGCAAAAACACUAGUUCUGAAGGACAAUUCAAUCAGCAGAGAUGGCACAGGAGACCAAUCAGAGCCAAGCGCCCAUGCUUUGUGCCACCGGCUGUGGUUUCUUUGGAAACCCCAGGACCAGUGGCAUGUGCUCUGUCUGCUAUAAGGACCACCUGACCAGACAGAACAAUGGAGUGAGCCCCCUGAGUGCAAUGGGUGGCAGUGUGUCCAGUAGCCCCACAAUGGAGACCUCGACCAUCCAGAGAAUUGAGGCCUCCUUGAAUAAUGCUGCUGAAGCUGAGGCCGAAGCUGCCAGUGGGGCAGCAGCUCUUCCUGUUACCCAACAGAUGACUGAGAUGAGCAUUUCCUGUGAAGAGGAAGGAGCGUCGCCUAAAGCAGAGCUUGCAGAACCUGUGGUCACUCAGCCCACCGCCUCAGCUUCCCCUCCCAGUGCUGCCGGCAGUGACGAAUCCAAAUCACCCGACCCCGCCAAACCGAAAAAGAACAGGUGCUUCAUGUGCCGCAAGAAGGUUGGCCUUACAGGUUUUGACUGCCGCUGUGGGAACCUGUUCUGUGGACUCCACCGUUAUUCAGACAAGCACAACUGCCCGUAUGACUACAAAGCCGACGCCGCCGCCAAGAUCCGCAAGGAGAACCCUGUGGUGGUGGCCGACAAGAUCCAGAGAAUAUAAGACCUUCUCUCACUUUGACCUUGAACACUUGGAGUGAAUGGGAGAAAAAAAAGGACUCGCGCUUGACCUGCGUUCUAAAGGACUAGUUUUUUUUUUUUAACAGUAUGGGGGGAAUCCAGUUGUCUGCAAUGCAUGAACGAUCACAUUUUUCUUCUGUUUUCUGUCUGCCUGAGCUUACGAUUUUAGAAAAAAUUAAAGACAAAAGAAGAACAAAAAGAAUCUUGAAAAAAAAAAAAA